AAAAGCGUAUUCUUCAGCCAACGUCCACCCAACAAAUCAUAUGGAGACGACCGGGAGAAAUAUGUGACAAUCCGCAGUUACUUUAUGAAGGACAAUCACGUUUCGACGUAGUACAAGGUGAAUUAGGCGAUUGUUGGCUUUUAGCUGCUGCAGCAAAUCUUACAUUGAAAGAUGAGCUAUUUUAUCGAGUUGUACCACCGGAUCAAAGCUUCACCGAAAAUUAUGCCGGCAUAUUUCAUUUCCAAUUCUGGCAUUAUGGAACUUGGGUUGACGUUGUCAUCGAUGAUCGUUUGCCAACAUCUACUGAUGGUGAAUUGUUGUAUAUGCAUUCCAAAGACAACAACGAGUUUUGGAGCGCUCUGCUGGAAAAAGCAUAUGCAAAACUUCACGGUUCAUAUGAAGCACUAAAAGGUGGUACGACAAGUGAAGCAUUAGAAGAUUUCACUGGUGGUUUGACAGAAUUUUUCGAUCUCACACAACCUCCUAAACAUUUAAUGGAAAUGAUGAUGAGAGGUUUUGAAAUGGGUUCAUUAUUUGGUUGCAGUAUUGAAGCAGAUCCAAAUGAAUGGGAAGCACGGAUGCGCAAUGGUUUAGUCAAAGGUCAUGCAUACAGUAUAACGGGGAUGAAGAUGGUGAAUGGACCACGUGGUAGUAUACCGUUACUACGUAUACGUAAUCCAUGGGGUAAUGAACAAGAAUGGAAUGGUGCGUGGUCGGAUAAUUCAACGGAAUGGCAGUAUAUUUCCGAGCAACAGCGUGAUGAGAUGGGUUUAGUUUUUGCGCAUGACGGAGAAUUUUGGAUGUCAUUCAAUGAUUUCAUGCGUUAUUUCGAAAAAAUGGAAAUAUGUAACUUGGGUCCAGAAGUUAUGAAUGAAGUUUAUCAAAUGACUGGUGUCCAAUCGUCACAGAAUGCCUGGGCAACAUUUAGCCAUAAUGGUGCUUGGAUUCAAAAUGAAACAGCUGGAGGAUGCCGGAACUACAUCCGGACAUUUGCGAUGAAUCCUCAAUAUCGUAUCCAGGUGACAGAUUCGGAUCCGUAUGAUGAUGAUAACUUAUGUACCGUGAUAAUUGCCGUAUUGCAAAAGUAUCGACGUGAGCUCAAACAUUUGGGUAUCGAGAAUUUACCUAUAGGAUUUGCCGUUUAUGAUGUUGGAGACUUUAACGGACGUUUAACGCGAGAAUAUUUCCAACGACAUAAAUCGUGUGCUAGGAGUGCUGCGUUCAUUAACUUACGCGAAAUAACAGGUCGUUUUCGAAUUCCACCAGGCAAUUACGUAAUUGUGCCAUCAACAUUCGAACCAAAUGAGGAAGCGGAAUUUAUGCUCAGAGUUUACACAAAUGGUUUUAUUGAAUCAGAGCAACUGUGAAUUUUGAUCGAAGCGCAAUUAAAAUUGAAAUUAAUCAGCUGACAAUUAUUUUUUCGGACUACAUGUUGAAAGACGCAUUUAUUGAUCAUUUACUUCCAUAAUCUCUCGCCAAAUAUACUAAAC
This is a messenger RNA of Loa loa (African eye worm), 1490 nucleotides long. Its product is annotated as calpain Clp-1. Bases 324 to 1367 code for a protein of 347 amino acids. Gene Ontology annotation, biological process: proteolysis. Gene Ontology annotation, molecular function: calcium-dependent cysteine-type endopeptidase activity. Gene Ontology annotation, cellular component: cytoplasm. The record is from RefSeq and is a predicted model, not a curated record. The transcript is spliced from 12 exons. NCBI's taxonomy places the organism in Eukaryota, Metazoa, Nematoda, Chromadorea, Rhabditida, Onchocercidae.